Messenger RNA from Monoraphidium neglectum, 1014 nucleotides. Its product is annotated as Petal death protein. The record is from RefSeq and is a predicted model, not a curated record. NCBI's taxonomy places the organism in Eukaryota, Viridiplantae, Chlorophyta, Chlorophyceae, Sphaeropleales, Selenastraceae. The transcript has 8 exons. Bases 1 to 1014 code for a protein of 337 amino acids. Gene Ontology annotation, molecular function: catalytic activity.
AUGCCAACCCACUUGCGGGCGAACGAGGGCGCCGACAUCCUCAUUGUCGCCCGCACCGACGCCCGCCAGGCCGAGAGCCUCGGGGAGGCGCUCUGGCGCGCCCAGGCGUUCGCGGAGGCGGGCGCUGACGUGCUGUUUAUCGACGCGCUGGCCAGUGCCGACGAGAUGCGCGCGUUCUGCGGGCUCGGGGGCGCGGCCGCGGGCGUGCCCAAGAUGGCCAACAUGUUGGAGGGGGGCGGCAAGACCCCCAUCAUGGCGCCAGAGGAGCUGCAGGCCAUGGGUUUUGCCCUCGUGGCCUACCCCCUUUCCUUGCUGGGCGUGUCGAUCCGCGCGAUGCAGGACGCCCUGCGCGGCCUCAAGGGCGGCCGCAUCCCCGGGCCGCGCGAGAUGGGCACUUUCGUGGACAUCCAGAUGGCGGUCGGCUUCCCGCAAUACUUUGAUGAGGAGCGGCGCUACGCCAUAUCGAAUGCCACGCCCGGCGCGUCGCCGCCGCCGCCGCCGCCAACGGCGGCUGCCUUUGACGCCCCGGGCACGGCCGCCGGGGCGGCGCAGCCGCAGCCGCAGGCGCCGCCAGCGGGCGGGUAUGGGGCGUCAUCGUUUGCUCAGUCCGGUUCAGCAGGCACCGGCGCCACCGCAGCAGCCCCCGAGGUGGUUGAGGGGGUGGUCUUGGAGCCAUCCAGCACGCAGCGCUCUCAGGGGGGCGGCAGCACUGGCAGCAGCCUGGUUUCGGACAAGCCCUUCAGCACCGCUGAUGACGGCGACUGGGCGGCGCUGAAAAGGAGCCGCUUCUUCAGGGUGCGCAUCUGUGAUGCCAAGACCAAGCUGUCAAAGCUGGAGACCCGCAUACCCGCCAACUUCAUCGGCUCCCUGGCGACCAUGGUGCCCCAGAUCGCGGGCGUCAACCUGGAUGAGAUGCUGAGGGCGGCAGUCGGCGGGAAGCUGGACCUUUCGGAACCGCUGGUCAACUACGAGACAGGGACAGGUGAUCUGGUGCAGAUCUGGUUGGAGCAGUAG